AAUUCAAUCAGUCAGAUAGUUACGUACAGUUUAUUAUACAUAUUAUACUUUGACUAUACUAUUAUAUAUUUCAAGCACAGCGGAUACAAUUGUCAACAGUGAUGCCUGAGAGGCUAUAUUCAGGGCACAGUAAGCAUCUUAAUAUAAGUGCGCGGGAUAUUUACAAAUAGUCAACAGCGCCAUUGUUUUGCUAACGCUAACGCUAACGCUAGUUAUACAAAUGGGAAACAUAACUGGCUAACCAGCUUUUACAUGAAUAUAUAGUCGUUCCUAACUUUUUUUUAGAGAGCGGGUUCAAAUAAAUGCAAUUUGGGUGCUAGCCGAGUAAGAGCAGUUAUUAAAAACAAAAUGAUAUAGCCGUUAGCAUAACGUUCACUGACGUUGCCGUUAAAAGAUAGACAUAGCUGGCUAACAUAAAUGGAGACGAAGUACCCUGCCUUGAGGAGACCAAAGAGGAAACUUUGCUACCUUACAAACAAUGAAAGUUCCUCUAAACAAUGGCCAGGACUGCUGACGUUGGGAGACAUUGAUGGGAUGUUUGACGACUUGGAUUCAUCCUCACAUGGUAAUGAUGACCUGCCACCCCCAUCUUCUCUGCACCAGACUUUUGAUACUGAGAGAAACCAGUUAGGACACCUAACAAAACCUCCAAGAUCCCAAAUGGGUCCUAUAGGAGAUAAACUGCAUCCCGCGUUAAGAUCGUCCAGUCGUAAACUAGACACUGAUUUGGACAUCCCGUUCAAAGCACAUAUGCCAGUGAAGACGUCCAGCCCUAUUGAAGAGAAAAUGAUUGUUGAAGAGCUGAACCAUGAAAAGGACGUAGUUAUGUCCCCAGUUCUCUUUGCCUGUGAAGAUGAAGGAAUAGAAGAAGAAAAGACGGAGCCUCCACACGUCACAGAGCAAAGUGAUGACUCUGAGUUGGUGUCUCCUCCAAGGAACAUUGUUUUUAACAAACCCAAGAUGUCCAGUCACAAAAAGAAGGUGGAAGAAUCAUGCAAAGAGAGUCACCAACUCACAAAGAAAACACCCAAGAAAACUCAAACAGCUGUUUUAGAGGGCAAAAGAACAACUAAAAGGCAAGAAAACACAGACCCACCUGAGUCAGCAGUCACACGGGAGCCUGAACUCGCAGGUCCUGAGAAGAAGUCUGAAAAUGUUCACAGGCAGCCAUCUGUGGAGUCCACCCGUGUGGUCAUGGCGACUUUUCUUAAGAAGCUUCGAGACGCUGGACAGCCCAAACCUCUGUGUUCCAGGAAGUCUCUGUCACCGGUGAAAGUACCCACUCCUCCUCCUCCAGAGCCAGACGAUGAUUUCCUGAUUCUGGAGGAUGAUAGAACGCUUUGGUUUUCCAUCCCAACUAAAACUGCCACCGGCAAGAAACAGAGAUUGAGCAGAACGUCCAGCACAGACAAAGACGGCUCAACAGACAAGGGCACGAACGACAGCCCACUAGAGACUGCACAAAAACGGCAGGAACCGGAACACACAAAGAGCAAACUGGGAAGUCAGACUGUCCAUCAGAAAACGAAGAAGAUGAGAGGAAAAGAGAAGAAGAAUGAGGUGACUGAGCCUGGAAAUGAUGAGGGUGAAUUAUCCAGCCCCGAGGAGCUUCCUGCAGGCAACUUAAUGGAAGAAGAGAAACCAAACAAAAAGAAACGACCUAAAAAGGUACCGUCUAAAAAAAGUGACACGGAAGAGGAGCACGCUAAAGACAGAGCCAGCUGGGAAACGUGUGAAGAAAAGCCCACUCCGAAGAUGGAAAAGAAAACUCACACAAAGACAUCAAAGUCGUUAAAAGACGGGAAUGAAAAUGACAAGACAAGCUGGUCAUUAAAGAAGGGAAGAAAGGUGACGCAAGGAUCUGAGACGAUGUGUGUUGAGGCUGAGAAGGGACAAAGUCGGAGCAGUGAGGAGAAGGCAGAAGCAGCUCACCUGGAUUCUCUUUCAAACAAAGAAAUCAUGAAUUGUGAAGCACAAACGGAAGAGGAUUCGUCUGAAAGGAGUUCCCCUGCAGACGGUCACAUUCUUGGGAGAAGGAAGCCGCCUGGGUGGGUGAAGCAUCCCAUCACUGAAGCAGCAAAGGUUCGAGACAACCAGCCCACACUCAAGAAGUCAAAGCCGCACAACCAAAAGCCCAGCGCAGCAGUACUUUCACCUGUCAAGGAUAAGAAGGGCAGAGUUUUAAAGAAAAUAAAUCAGACGCAGCCUGCGCCGUCGUCCAGUCGGAACACAAAUAAAGCUGAAGAAAAGAAAAGAAUUCAGAACAAAAACGGAAACACAAGAGGAGACACGGCAGGCAAAGUAUUUCACACGUUUGAUGCCGAGCCGUUCGAGGAGCAGGAGGCUGCAGACCAGGAUGUUCAGUCUAGCCCCUUGGUGCUCUCACACAGAGACCUCAGCCAUAACUCAGGUGAGCAGGUAUUUCAAAGAGUAUACCAUAACGUCUCUAUCACCCGAGCCCCUGCUGGUCCCACAGCACCCAGGGAACAACUCAGGGCAGCAGAACCAGACAGACGGCGGAGGAAAGCUCCCGGGAGCUGGUGGACGGUUAAUGACAUGUAUGAGAACACGGAGAGCAUCUCCUCACCGCCUCAGCAGCAGGAGCCCAAACCUCAUCAGGAAAGAAAACCGCGGUCUAAACGGAGAAGAUCUCCUCGCCUUGGGACUCCCAAAAAUGGCAACAUGGCAGUCUCAUCAAAACCACUCGGGGGAGCUCCUGUGCCUCUCCCGAAACUGCGGCCAUUGUCGACUCGUAAGACUGUCAAACGCUCUCUGGCCCCGUCUACAGACACUUCAGUCACAGAGACCACGAAUGUUGGCAGCACAGAAACGGGUCAGAAGAGCAGACGUAAAGUCACAUCACGUCCUGCCGAGGAAGUCAUUGCUACUGACUGUACAGUAUUCAGUAAGACCGAUAAAGAUAUUCUCAGUGUGGACGCUGGUGAGUGCAGGAGCACACAGGACAGCCUUCCACACCAUGAGACGCCACAGGACAGCAAGUGUCAAUCAGAGGACAGGUUAAAACACUUUAGAAGUGGGCCGUCGUCCAUGAUUGAGCUGCAAGAGUACGAGGAGAACGACAGCUUGAUUCUGCCGCCUCCCAGAGUCCAUGCUGCUCUCGGCGUGUCAGAUCUGUGUGCGCCUCCUCUCAAACCGCUGGUCUUACAGCCGAAGGAUAAAGCCAACCUGACAGAGUGGUUCAAGAGUCUCUGGUCUAUCCCGGUCAAAGAAAGUGCGGAAGUCACUCCAGAACAGUUUGAUUGGUACUUCUAUCAAGGCAGAGCGAUCGGCUUCCUGGUGGACCUGAACUGUGGCUCCUUCUGUAACGGAAAGAUCCUGCUGGGCUCCUACAUGAAGAAGCCUCUGUGGGUGGAUCACAGCGCCACAACAGUUUUUAACUUAUUAACAAGCUCUGUGAGUGUAACCAUCGACGGCAAGGAGUCCCGCUCCAAUCCCGGACAAUCCUUCAUGGUGCCAUGUGGACGCGCUUACAGCAUCCAGAACGUCACCGCACAGCCGGCAGUCCUGUACUUCACCAGGAUACAAGCAGAAAGUUCAGACUGAAGUUGUUCAGCUUUCUAAGAAAUGACCAAACACACUUACGAUGUAGAAUUUAAAAAAAAAAGGAUGUGUGACAUUAUUUAGUGUAUUUAAAUGUACUUACUUUCUGUAUGGAAAUAUAUAAGGUGUAAAUAGAAAACUUUUGUUAGUUUUUAAUUUACAUUAAGGAAUGUAUUUGAUCCUUAGUGCUGCUUGUAAUGAAACAAUUCUGAUAAAACAAGUAAACAUGAUUUGUAAAUAA
This is a messenger RNA of Cottoperca gobio, 3802 nucleotides long. RefSeq names its product proteoglycan 4. The transcript has 17 exons. Lineage: Eukaryota; Metazoa; Chordata; Actinopteri; Perciformes; Bovichtidae. The record is from RefSeq and is a predicted model, not a curated record. Bases 418 to 3564 code for a protein of 1048 amino acids.